AUGUGCCACUUUCGGGUCUCCUCACACUGCUGCCAGGUCCAUACUGAUUCAUGGCCCCCUGCCUCUGUAUGGCCUUCAAUUUAAGCUGCUUACGCUUCGCCACACUGCUGCCAUGGGCCCCUGUACUGCCCUCCUCUUGCUGCUGCCAGGUCCAGAGUGUGUCAUGGGUCCCUGUACGGCCUCCCAUUGCUGCUGCUGACUUCAUCGCCAGACUCUGCCAUGUGCCACUUUCAGGUCUCCUUACACUGUUGGUGGGUUCCAUUUUGUGAUAGGGUGCUGUAUGGCCUCCCAUUGCUGCUGCCUCCACCGCCACCCUGCGCCAUGUGCCUCUG
Molecule: messenger RNA, 332 nt
Organism: Staurois parvus
Lineage: Eukaryota; Metazoa; Chordata; Amphibia; Anura; Ranidae
Source: the annotation of a GenBank genome assembly